AUGAAUACAGAAAUAAUCCCAAAAACAGAGACGGAGUACAAAGUAAUGGUUGAGGCCAGAGAAAGAGUUGGAAUCCCAGCCACCUUCAUAUCAUUCAAAAGAUCACAAAGAAUGGUACACCCAAGAUACGCAUUAUUGAAAAUAGAAAACGUCACCAGCAAAGAGCAGGCUGAAAAAUACAUUGGAAGAGCUGUUGAGAUGUACAUUCCAAAGACGAAAGUACAGCUGUCUGGAUACAAGGAGAGAGUAGUUAUGGGAUACGUUCACAGAGUUCACGGAAAUUCUGGAAUUGUCAGAGCUAGAUUUGAGAAGAACCUGUGCCCAAAAUUCAUAGGAACCCACGUGUACGUGCAGUUAUACAAGGCUAACCCAAAUUACUUCCAAAAAGACUAA
Messenger RNA from Nematocida ausubeli, 393 nucleotides. RefSeq lists its product as uncharacterized. The transcript has a single exon. Bases 1 to 393 code for a protein of 130 amino acids. The record is from RefSeq and is a predicted model, not a curated record. Gene Ontology annotation, cellular component: ribosome; cytosolic large ribosomal subunit. NCBI's taxonomy places the organism in Eukaryota, Fungi, Microsporidia. Gene Ontology annotation, biological process: cytoplasmic translation; ribosomal large subunit biogenesis. Gene Ontology annotation, molecular function: structural constituent of ribosome.